GUAGAUUGGUUAUAAGGCGGUGGAAAGCUGUUAGAAGACACAAUGCGAGGGCCAGAAUUGCUGUUUGGUGCGCUUAUUGGGGCUCUCGUGGCUCUUUGUGUGCAUUUUUCGAGACAGAGGCAGCUGACUUAUGAAAAUGAACCCACAAAUUCUGGAAAUAGUGGCCCUGGCCGUUCAUGGACACACUCACAGACAGAACAGAAAGGAAGAAGAAACAGCAUUGAUGAAUGUAUAAUCUGUCUGCAAGCAGUGGACGCAAACUCUACAACCUCCAGACAACUACGAUGUGGUCACAUUUUUCAUUAUAAAUGCUUGGUCAAUUGGUUAAAGGAGAAGAAAGAGUGCCCUUUAUGCAGGAAACCAGCAACUCAAUAACUUUGUUGUACUUACAUGGUUUGAAGCAUUGACUGCUGUGAUAUUUAGUAAAUUUUAAAGACUGGACUGUGAUAAUUAUGUAAUGUAG
This is a messenger RNA of Schistocerca cancellata (South American locust), 463 nucleotides long. RefSeq lists its product as uncharacterized. The transcript is spliced from 3 exons. The coding region runs from base 43 to 375 and encodes 110 amino acids. The record is from RefSeq and is a predicted model, not a curated record. Gene Ontology annotation, molecular function: ubiquitin protein ligase activity. NCBI's taxonomy places the organism in Eukaryota, Metazoa, Arthropoda, Insecta, Orthoptera, Acrididae. Gene Ontology annotation, biological process: protein ubiquitination.